AUGGUUAUGAUGAUACCAAAAGUAUUAUCUAUUCCUUUUCCGCAACAGUCAUCGACGAGGAAUUCCCCUAAUUUUCCGGUAGAUGAACCUGCCUCCGAACCUGAACCCGAAAAAGAGAAUCAUUUAUUAUAUUGGAUAUUUGGUAUCAUAGGUAUCGCUGUAUUCGUGGAAAUUAUAUAUUGGAUAUAUAGAUGUAUUCAUUUGUUAAGGAAGGGAUUUGGAAGAAAUGAUAAUAAUUAUAAUAUUCAAAGCGCUAACGGGAAUUAUAUUAAUAAUCUUUCAAUUAAUCGUAGGAGAGGUUUAUUUGAUACUCCAUCAUAUGCUGGUUCUAUUGAUGAAGAAUUACCUCCUUACGAAGGUUUUAGUUUACCUAAAUAUAAUCAUAUCAUAAACGAAAAUAUUUCUUCUAAUGAAGGUGACCGAGGAUCAAUUGUUUUUCCUCGAGAAACCAUCCAAAUGAUAGAAUUAGAUUUAAAUUCAAAUAGCGAUGAUAAUAUUUUCGUUUAA
Funneliformis geosporum is the source of this 507-nucleotide messenger RNA. NCBI's taxonomy places the organism in Eukaryota, Fungi, Glomeromycota, Glomeromycetes, Glomerales, Glomeraceae. The record is from the annotation of a GenBank genome assembly.